This is a messenger RNA of Amphibalanus amphitrite, 2652 nucleotides long. RefSeq names its product longitudinals lacking protein, isoforms A/B/D/L-like. Bases 30 to 1172 code for a protein of 380 amino acids. Gene Ontology annotation, biological process: regulation of transcription by RNA polymerase II. Gene Ontology annotation, molecular function: protein binding. Gene Ontology annotation, cellular component: nucleus. Lineage: Eukaryota; Metazoa; Arthropoda; Thecostraca; Balanomorpha; Balanidae. The transcript has 6 exons. The record is from RefSeq and is a predicted model, not a curated record.
UUUUUUGUUGACCGUCUCGUUGGUAUACUAUGGCUGCCUCACAAAAAUUUUGCCUGAAGUGGAACAACUUCCAGAACAGUGUAACCUCAGUGUUUGACAGCCUGCGGCAAGAUGAAGAACUGGUGGACAUUACAUUGUGCUGUGAGGGGAGAAAGAUAAAGGCGCACAGGAUGAUGCUGUCAGCAUGCAGUCCUUAUUUCAGGGAUCUCUUCAAGGACAAUCCAUGCCAACACCCCCUGUUCUUCUUGAAGGACACUUCAUAUGUAGACAUUGCAGCUGUGAUAGAGUUUGUGUACAAAGGAGAAGUGAAUGUGCUCCAAAGUCAGUUGGCAAGUUUCCUGAAGACAGCAGAGCUGCUCCAGGUCAAAGGACUCUCAGGGGAUGAAGAGGAAGACCAGGCACCCAGGUCUCAGCCGCCGGACCGGUCCCGCUUACCGUCCGGCCCGCCGCCGCCGCCGCCGCCGGUGCGCCAGCGGCCCCGCGAGUCGGCCGAGCCGCCCGCCUCGCCGCGGCUCAAGCGGCGCCGGCUCUCUGGCUCCUCGGGCAGCCGGCCGGGCUCUCCGUCAGCGGUGAGCGCCGCCCCGCCGCCGCCAGCAGCCGCCGCGGGGCCGCGCGACCCGGCCGCGGACGUGAUGGCCGGACCGCCGUGCGCCGCCCUACCGCCACCACCGCCGCCCGUGUCGGGCGCGGCUUUGGCGGAGCCGCCCCCGCCGCAGCACGAACCUCCGCCGCCGCCCCAGCCGGCGGCCGGCCGACAGGACUAUGGCAUCAAAGUGGAGAAAAUAGACAUUGCGGACGAUGACGAUGACGUUAGUUUAGAGGCCACACUGGGCCAGGUGUCGACGUUUGAGGCGUCCCAGUUCGAUGGGUCAGACCACUCGGCGAGCUCCCACGAUAUGAGCGGGCUUCUCUCCGGACUUUCCGACAGAGUCGGCGACGUGUUAGCUCCAUCGGCGUCGGCAGAGGACGGCUCAGCACAAGAUUCCAGCCACCUGCUGAGGUGUGAUCAGUGCGGACUCGCGUUCCCCAGCGCACCGCGACUGAGCGAGCACCGCGCCUGGCACCGCGGUGAGACCAUUUGCCACGUAUGCGGCCGCGUCUUCAGCCGGAUCGACCACAUGCGCCGCCACAUGCGCACCCGCCACCAGGUGGUGCUGCCGUCCCGCCGCUAGGGCGACGCCACCGCCAACGCAGGUAGGAUCUCGAUCGAAGUGGAUGUAGCUGUGGGCGAUGAUCGGCAGCGGGACGUCGCGUUCAAGGACCAAAGCUAAGCUCCGCGUGAAUGCUAGUGAUAAGAGGUCACCAGUGCGAUGGUGUCGGUGUCGGUGGAUGAUAUCUAACCACCAGUGGUGAUGGGUGUCGGUUAUUGGUGUCGGUUCUUGCCGGUGUCGGUGUGUAGAACACCAGUAUUUAUUAGUGUCGAUGUGUGUCCGAAAACCAGCGGUUGGUUUCGAUGUAGUGACCGUGCUACUGGUGCUAGGCUUACAGUCCAGUCAAACGGCAACUGGCAGGGUUUUAUGAAAUCCGACAAGUGCAUUUUAAAUGCUAAAAAAUACAUGUUUGCCGGUAUUAUUCUGAGAUAAUUCAGUGGUACCGUCAAGCACUGAACCGACGUAUGUAUGUUCAAUAACCUGUCCUAAUCUGGUAGAUGUUAGCGUUUAGAUGCAUGUGAUCAGUGUUUCAUCUUUGUUCAACGUGCUUCAAAGCACAACUCAUAAGCGUAAGUAUACACCACCGUUUAUUGUGACCAGCUUGCCAUGCAAUUCGAACCCUGUCAUUCAGUGCUAGUAAAGAAAUGAUUUAGUAUAGUAAGCACUUGGUAAGGACAAACUCUAUAUGUUGUAGCACACCGCCAAUGAAUAUCUUACAAACGGUGGGCAACACAUGCGGAACGAACUUCGCGUGAGAGCAUCCGGCCGCCUAUUUCGGUUACGCCAUGACACAAGGCCUUGACGUUGCGCUUAUGAACAGUGUGAUGUAUGCGUGAAGUUGAGUGAAUCCGAACUAUAUAACGACUGAUUCUCAUGUACACAUGUUGUGGAUGUAAACCUGCGAAUACAGCGUGAACUAGAUGUAACACCGCAGGUUUAGCGAUGAGGUCGUGCGAACAAAUUACGGGAGUCGAGAGAUUCAGCAAUAUUGCAAAGGUAGAAAGUGAAACCUACCAAUUUGGACAGCACUGCGAGCUGCGUCACGAAUUAAAAUACCGUUUUCGGAAGCACGCUGCCUGAACUCGAGUGCCGGAGCCAUGAGAUCGACCCAGCGAGGACUCGCUACUGGAACCAGAGGGUCGGCUCGGUUUCCCCCGCCGGUGGCGCCCCCUGCGCCGCUCCGGACGGACCCUCCCAGUGCGCCCUGCGCUCGGAGCUGAGCGGUCGCGGUCCGUGCGGCGCCGGCGCCGAGCCCCUGACCUCGGCUGCCCUCGCUGAGUUCCUGCGCGGCGUCAGAUUGGGCCCCAGACAGUUGGCCAGGUGAGCCCGCAGGUUGCGUUUGGUGGCGAGCACGGCGAAGCACCGUCGACAUGUGGUCUCUCCGCGGUGCACGGCCGUGUGGUGGGACAGGUUGGACGCGUCGCGGAACACCUUGUCACAGAGCCGACAGGCGAACGGAGCUUCCGGCCGGCCGGCCGAGCCGCCCGACAGCAGCCGAGUC